ACGAAGGAAAAGUCGCUGUAAAACAUUUGAUAAACUUGUCGCUUGGCAGGUAGCAUAAAAAAAGGAAAAACACAAAAAAAACACAACAACAACAAAAUUGGAGCAUUUCUUUUAUGCCUACUCCAGACUCCUUAGGGGGGAGAGAGUGUGGGGACAUUUCAAUGGGGCUACGAGAACCAUAAAAAUGUAAGCUUUGGCAAAAGUUGGGAGCCGUAAUUCUGCGUUCUUCAUUCUUGCCCGUUGCCUAGGCUCAGCUCAGCAGCUCAGGCUCCAAGUCAUCUUGCCCCACUUGGACCAACGUCUGGUCAUUUUAAAGUUGAAAAUUAUCUAGAUAGCCCAAGUUGCGCUUUGUUGCUGUGAAAGGCCUGCAAUCCAACGAUUGUCAGCACAUUACAUUACAGGCCUAUACAAUCCAAUCCGAAGAAUGGAGACGGAGACAUUCACAAUUCAUAAUGAAAGUUGAAAGUCCUGUGUGUUGCUAUUGGCAAUAAUCAUUGUUGUAAAAUUUUUGCUAUUAAUUCGUUUAUUUAAAUUUGUCUGGCUCAACACCAAAGGCUGGUCUGAGUAAGUCUGUCUGCUCAGCUUUUGCUUUGUUUUGCUUUGCUUUUAGAUUAUGCAAAUACACAAUUUCUCUGAAAUAAUCUCUUUGUGUAAGUCAAAUGAUGCGAACUUCGAGUACUUACGAAUUUCAUGUAAUUUGCAUUUGGCUGCCACUUACCUGAAAAAGAGAUAUGAAAACAUAUUAAAAUACAUUAAAUUGUGCAAAUAUUAGAAUUUAUAAAAGUAAUUUCGUGAGUAGGCAUUGAAAGUUAGUUCUUGAUAAAAAAAAAUGAUCAAUUUUGCUGCAUUAAAUCUUUUAAUAUUUAAUUUGUGGCUCGUUCACGUGAUACAAAAUAUCUAUCGCAUUGGCAGUGAUGAUGCCGCUAAGAAAGGGGUCAACCAACUUGCCGAACACAGAGUCUUCUCCGAUUUGAUGUUGAACGCCUUUAGUGCGAUCAAUGCGCUUUUGCUGUUGCCAACUUUCUUACAGAACCGUGUAAUGGGCUGGCUGUUGGGCUUUAUUCUCACCUGGAAUAUUUUCAUAUAUCAAAGAAUACUUUCAUUCCAACUGCAGCUAAUUUAUGCGCUGUGGAAAAGUCAUGAAAAUCGCUUAAAGUGUGCUUUAAUCAUUUGCUUCCUCAUUGUUGUCAACGGCUUCUACUUGAAUUUCUUUUAUCGAGCUUUAAAACUGCAACGCAAAUCGUUCACUGUCAGUGCAAAAGAGAAAAUGAAGCAGCAUAAAAAGGAAAUGGAAGUGAAAAACGAUUGAAGAUGGGCCAAUAGGCGAUGAGCUUCAUUUGAAUUAAUGUUUGUCCACUUAACUGGGUCGACUCGGCACACAACACACAAAUCACUCACAGGCUUAGGUUUUAACCUUGGCCACACACUCUACUACACUUCACUACACUGCACUACACAAUACGACACUAGUACAAAUUCUAGGUCGUUUGGUUCAACUAAUAAAUAUGCCAAAAAAUACGAAACAGAAAACACAGAGAAACAGGACGCUCGACAUAUACAAAUGAAUCGCAGCUGAGGGCUGCAAAGGGCUCGGAAAUAAAACCAUUAAAUAUUUGCGGUUAAACGCACCAAAAACAAACCGCAAAAGUAAAUCAUACCGAAAGUAGACAUCGGACAUGGCCAAGAAUUUCCCAAUGCUCGUU
Messenger RNA from Drosophila sulfurigaster albostrigata, 1703 nucleotides. RefSeq lists its product as uncharacterized. Lineage: Eukaryota; Metazoa; Arthropoda; Insecta; Diptera; Drosophilidae. The record is from RefSeq and is a predicted model, not a curated record. The transcript has 4 exons. The coding region runs from base 830 to 1309 and encodes 159 amino acids.